Exophiala aquamarina CBS 119918 is the source of this 303-nucleotide messenger RNA. RefSeq lists its product as uncharacterized. NCBI's taxonomy places the organism in Eukaryota, Fungi, Ascomycota, Eurotiomycetes, Chaetothyriales, Herpotrichiellaceae. The transcript has a single exon. Bases 1 to 303 code for a protein of 100 amino acids. The record is from RefSeq and is a predicted model, not a curated record.
AUGGCGCCCAAGCUGCUAUCCGAAAACGUGACCGACAGGGAACAGUCCAACUCAAGACCAAAGCUCGCCAUUGUCGCACCUUCGCCAACAGAAGGUGAUCUAUCAAAUAGCGAGGACCGACACAGCUCGAAGAAGAGCCUGAAGGACAUUGCAAAACAAGAUCUCAACGAGGCUGCGAGGAGCAAUCGAUCUAUGCUCGGCGAUCCGGUGAGCUUGAAGGCAGAGACGGCGGAUAGGGACCCCGUCAAGGAUGAUGGAUUGGGCGGGCUUACAGACAAGAAAAAGAGGGAUUCGAAGCUUUGA